Puccinia graminis f. sp. tritici CRL 75-36-700-3 is the source of this 736-nucleotide messenger RNA. RefSeq names its product mitochondrial 37S ribosomal protein MRPS8. Lineage: Eukaryota; Fungi; Basidiomycota; Pucciniomycetes; Pucciniales; Pucciniaceae. The transcript is spliced from 2 exons. Gene Ontology annotation, molecular function: structural constituent of ribosome. Gene Ontology annotation, biological process: translation. The record is from RefSeq and is a predicted model, not a curated record. Gene Ontology annotation, cellular component: ribosome. Bases 114 to 587 code for a protein of 157 amino acids.
AGCGAGCCAGUGAAACCGACAAGAACCAAGUUGAAUCAGAAAGAAAUUAAGAAGGAAGGCACGACGACGACUCCGAUCAUCACCAGGAGAACAUCACUGAUUCGAUCGCAAAGAUGAGUCGGAGGAUCAUCAAGCCCAGUCUCCCCUACGACCUAUGUGCGCAUCUGCAAAACACGGCCCGGAGUCGACUACGGACCGUUCCGGUGCCAUCGAGUGGACUGCACCAGAGUCUGUUGACGAUCCUCCUGGACCAAGGCUUCAUCUCCAACCUGACUCGAGGCACCAAGCAAGCACCCGACCCCGCCGGAUUCCUCGCCGCCCCCAUCAGCCAACGCAGACUCUGGAUCGAACACAAAUUCCGCGACGAACAGCCCGUGCUUCGUAACGCUAGACUCGUCAGUAAACCCUCCCUCAGGGUCUAUCACGAUCGCAGCCUCUUGAACAAAUUCGUAGACCAGAAAAUCUCUCUCGGCGAGAUCUGUAUCGUCCGCUCCGUCGACGGCCUCUUCCUUUGGGAGGCCCGGGAGGCCCUCAAACAUUUGGAUAAUCACCAAUCCGUCGAGGUUCUUUGUCGGGUGUCUUCUUAAUUAUUACUCUUUUUCACUUAUGAACCAAUUGUUUUCAAAAGCUCCUUUCCCCCCCAAAAAAAAAUCACUCAGCAUCAUUUCAUGAAUGUAUACCCUUUUUUUUAUAUCAGAAAAAACAAAUCAUUGAGAGAAAAAAAAUAAAGUCCUUG